UUCGGCAUCCUCGGUCCAGAUGAUCAUUUGCCUGCCUCAUUCAUCCGGACUAUGCAACGAAUCUGGGCGAAUAAUGGGGAUGCGAUCAGUCAGCAAUAUGCGGGCACUAUUGCAAUGAAGGUGAGUGGUAGUUUAAUCGCAUCUCUCUCUCUCUCUCUUUCGCAGUCUUCCGUACUGCCUCAGAGACAAUCGGCAUCUCUCCCUGUCAUUGAUAUGCUCCCCGUCUUAAAGUCCAUGNNNNCCUCCUCCUCCUCUUCCUCCACCACCACCACCACCACCACCAGUUCAGUUCACUUCAGUUCUUACAACCAUUAA
Messenger RNA from Echinostoma caproni, 315 nucleotides. NCBI's taxonomy places the organism in Eukaryota, Metazoa, Platyhelminthes, Trematoda, Plagiorchiida, Echinostomatidae. The record is from the annotation of a GenBank genome assembly.